CCGGAGCGGACGCCUGCCGUCCCCAUGGCGGCGCCGUGGCUCCGCGGGCCCCGAGCAUUGCUGCUCCCCGCGCGGCUGCUGCACGCCGGGGCGCUGCCGCCGCGGGACGUGCUACUCUUCCAACACGAGCGGGGCCGCUUCUUCGCCGUCCUCGGGCUGUUCUGCGCCGGCCAGGGCGUCUUCUGGGCCUCGCUGGCCCUCGCGGCUUUGACCCCACCGCCGGCGCCCGCUCGGGAGCCCGGAGCCUCCGGCCGCGGCGGGGACCUGCGCUCGGCGCUGUGGCGCUAUGGGCUGGCCGCGGGCUGCGGCGCCGUGGGAUCCCUGGUACUGGGUGCUGGUCUGGUCUUCUCUCUCCGAUCUGUGCGUUCAGUGAUGCUUCGAGCCGGAGGGAAGCAGGUGACCCUCACCACUCAUGCCCCCUUUGGCCUGGGGGCUCCUUUUACUGUUCCCUUGAACCAAGUGUCUUGCAUGGCCCACCGAGGGGAAGUCCCUGCCAUGCUGCCUCUGAAGAUCAAAGGUCGGCGCUUCUACUUCCUCUUGGACAAAGCUGGACACUUCCCUAAUGCUCAGCUCUUCGAUACCACUGUGGGUGCCUAUCGGAGCUUGUGAAAAGAACGAAGUCAUUGCCUCUCCCCGAGGAAUGUGAACUACUAGGGAUGCAGUGCCAACCAAAGUCACAAAAGGGGUUUACCAGCAAAUAAAGGAGUCAGGGGGCA
Messenger RNA from Octodon degus (degu), 716 nucleotides. It is a transcript of the gene Tmem223, whose product is annotated as transmembrane protein 223. NCBI's taxonomy places the organism in Eukaryota, Metazoa, Chordata, Mammalia, Rodentia, Octodontidae. Gene Ontology annotation, biological process: nervous system development. The record is from RefSeq and is a predicted model, not a curated record. The transcript is spliced from 2 exons. Bases 25 to 609 code for a protein of 194 amino acids. Gene Ontology annotation, cellular component: mitochondrion.